AUGACACCUUAUGGCGGUGUUACACAUAAACAUAAAUCACUACAUGGAAGAAAUUACUUUGAUAUUGAAGAUUUAAAUUAUGCUUUACCAUCCGAUAAGUUGGAGGCUGAUAGAGGAUCUCUAUCACAUAUACUAAGUAAGCAUAUCUGGAAAGGUAACUUUCGUUCUCCAAUUGCACAAAAGUUGAACAAUGGUGGUGCUAAAGUACUUGAUAUUGGAUGUGGUUCUGGUAAUUGGAUAAUUGAUAUGGCAUUAGAAUAUCCAUCUUCAACAUUUAUAGGAAUUGAUGUAAAUUCUUCCUUUUUUCCAUCGAAUGAUAAAUGUCCUCCUAACGUCUGUUUUCUUACAUCCAAUGUAACUUAUGGAAUUCCAUUUCCUAUGGAAACUUUUGACUUUGUUUAUUUGGGCAUGAUGUUUUCUGCAUUUACUGAGCUACAAUGGUCUGAGCUGAUCAAUGAUGUUGUCAGAGUUUUAAAAUAUGAUGGUUGGGUCGAAUCUUUAGAAACAACUGCUCGACUUCUAAAUCGUGGAAAAGUUACAAAAUACAUAGAUGAGGCCGUUCGUAUAGCUUGCAUGAAAGAAAAAGGUGUUAAUCUUCGAAUUAGUACUUCGUUGCCAAAAAUGUUUGAGUCAAAUGAGACGCUCACAAAUAUACAAUGUGUUAAAGUAGAAUAUCCCGUAGGAGAAUGGUUUGGAUGUUUUGGUAAAUAUUCAAUUGCCAAUGUUCGUAGAUUUUUCCAAAGUAUUGUUUACCUUCCUGAAUAUUUGGGUAUAACUUAUGAAGAAUAUAAUGAUAUGUUGGACACCUUUGUUAAGGAAGCAAACGAGAAUAAAUCUUACACUUAUAUUCAAAGAUGUUUUGCCCAAAAAACUUUGAAUUCUUGA
Messenger RNA from Cetraspora pellucida, 885 nucleotides. The record is from the annotation of a GenBank genome assembly. Lineage: Eukaryota; Fungi; Glomeromycota; Glomeromycetes; Diversisporales; Gigasporaceae.